Miniopterus natalensis is the source of this 1459-nucleotide messenger RNA. RefSeq names its product keratin 7 (gene KRT7). Lineage: Eukaryota; Metazoa; Chordata; Mammalia; Chiroptera; Miniopteridae. The record is from RefSeq and is a predicted model, not a curated record. Gene Ontology annotation, cellular component: keratin filament. Gene Ontology annotation, biological process: intermediate filament organization; keratinization. Gene Ontology annotation, molecular function: structural constituent of skin epidermis.
AUGAAAAAGGAAGAUGAGAAGUGUGGUGGCCAUGAGGUGGUUGUGAAAGAGGGCGCCCUGCGGCCGCGGGCGGCGGUGCGCUCUGCCUACGGGGCGCCGGCGGGCGCCGGCAUCCACCAGGUCACCGUCAACCAGAGCCUGCUGGCCCCUCUGCAGGUGGACAUUGACCCCUCCAUCCAGCAGGUGCGCCAGGAGGAGCGGGAGCAGAUCAAGACCCUCAACAACAAGUUCGCCUCCUUCAUCGACAAGGUGAGGUUUCUGGAGCAGCAGAACAAGCUGUUGGAGACCAAGUGGGCUCUACUGCAGGAGCAGAAGUCAGUCAAGAGAAGCCGCCUCCCGGGCAUCUUUGAAGCCUAUAUUGCUGGCCUGCGCCAACAGCUCGAGGCCCUGCAGAUGGAUGGGAGCCGCUUGGAGACGGAGCUUCGGAGCACGCAGGAGCUGGUGGAAGACUUCAAGAAUAAGUAUGAAGAGGAAAUUAACCGGCGCACGGCUGCUGAGAAUGAGUUUGUGGUGCUGAAAAAGGAUGUGGAUGUUGCCUACAUGAACAAGGUGGAGUUGGAGGCCAAGGUGAAUGCCCUGAAUGAGGACAUCGACUUCCUCAGGACCUUCUAUGAGGCGGAGUUGUCAGAGCUGCAGUCCCAGGUUUCCGACACAUCCGUGGUCCUGUCCAUGGACAACAACCGCUCCCUGGACCUGGACGGCAUCAUCUCCGAGGUCAAGGCCCAGUACGAGGAGAUCGCCAACCGUAGUCGGGCUGAGGCCGAGACCUGGUACCAGACCAAGUUUGAGACCCUCCAGGCCCAGGCUGGGAAGCAUGGGGAGGACCUCCGGAAUACUCGCAAUGAGAUUGUGGAGAUGAACCGGGCCAUCCAGAGGCUGCAGGCUGAGAUCGACAACAUCAAGAACCAGCGUGCCAAGUUGGAAGCCGCUAUCGCUGAGGCUGAGGACCGUGGGGAGCUGGCACUCAAGGACGCACGUGUCAAGCAGGAGGAGCUGGAGGCUGCCCUUCAGCGAGCCAGGCAGGACAUGGCCCGGCAGCUCCGGGAGUACCAGGAGCUCAUGAAUGUCAAGCUGGCCCUGGACAUCGAGAUUGCCACCUACCGCAAGCUGCUGGAAGGCGAGGAGAGCCGGUUGGACGGAGAUGGAGUGGGAACCCUGAAUAUCUCUGUGGUGAAUACCACUGGUGCUGGUGGCAGCGGGCUGACCUUUGGGGGAACCAUGGGCACAAAUGCCCUGAGAUUCUCGAGCGGAACCCACAAGACCUAUUCCAUGAGGACCACAUCUGGCGCUUGCAGGAGUGUCCUCAACUGAGCCCCAGGCAUGGGGAGACCCAUAUCCCUUCCCCCCACAAUCACAAGAGAUUCCCAUGGUGGUCCCAUCCCUGGUCCCAAGACCACAAAGCAGUCUGAAAAUGAUGUCACAAUAGCUUCCAAUAAACAGUCUCUUUCUGGGGCCUGAG